GAUGACGUCCUCUCAGACGUCGUAAGGAGAAUUGGCGGGACUGUUCGUUAUUGUGAUAUGAGCUCCAGUCGCCUGUAAUUUUAUCGGUUUUCUCAACGUUUUUAAUGUUUCUGAGUGCGACUGUAAAUACGCACAGACGUUCUGCGCGUUGUUUUAACUAAAAGAAGAAGUUUGACAUGGAGUCUUUUCAGAAAGUGGAGAAAAUCGGCGAGGGAACGUACGGGGUGGUUUAUAAAGCCAAGAACAAGAUCACCGGGGAGACCGUCGCGCUGAAGAAGAUCAGACUGGACACGGAGACCGAAGGCGUCCCGAGCACCGCCAUCCGUGAGAUUUCCCUGCUGAAGGAGCUCAACCAUCCCAACAUAGUCAAGCUGCGCGACGUGAUCCACACAGAAAACAAACUUUACCUGGUGUUCGAGUUCCUCCACCAGGACCUGAAGAGGUUCAUGGACUCGUCCGUCACCGGCAUAUCCCUCGCGCUCGUCAAGAGCUACCUGUUCCAGCUGCUCCAAGGCUUGGCGUUCUGUCACUCUCAUCGGGUUCUCCACAGGGACCUCAAACCCCAAAAUCUGCUCAUCAACGCCCAGGGCGAGAUCAAACUGGCUGACUUCGGGCUGGCGAGGGCGUUUGGGGUGCCGGUGCGCACUUACACGCACGAGGUGGUGACUUUGUGGUACAGGGCUCCGGAGAUCCUCCUGGGAUGUAAAUAUUACUCCACGGCUGUUGACAUAUGGAGUCUGGGCUGUAUCUUUGCCGAAAUGAUCACCAGAAGGGCUUUGUUUCCCGGGGAUUCUGAAAUAGACCAGCUCUUCAGGAUUUUCCGGACCUUGGGCACCCCAGACGAGACUGUGUGGCCCGGGGUCACCACGAUGCCGGACUACAAACCCUCCUUUCCGAAGUGGGCACGGCAGGAGCUGUCUAAAGUGGUGCCACCCCUGGAUGAGGACGGCAGAGACCUCCUUGGCCUAAUGCUGAACUAUGAUCCCAACAAGAGGAUCUCUGCCAAAAACGCACUGGUUCAUCGGUUCUUCCGGGACGUGACCAUGCCCAUGCCCCCCUUGCGCCUCUGAGGUGCCCUGGACCGAGUGUUGGGUCCCGUGUUGGGAAAUUGUUCAGUUUUAUGAUAAUACAAACAAUUGUACAUUCCUUGUCACUCUGGUUCUUUGUUUUAAUAUAAAUGUUAUUUACUGUUCGUGAAUAUUGUGCUGUUAGUAAGCAUUUCAGUAAUAUUACCAGCGUUCCUGUUUGUAUAAGAGUUCAUAUCACAUGUAAAUCUGUUACAUCUCAAAACUGCAAAUGUUUUUUCUAAAAUGAGAUUAAAUUUUUCUAAUAAUUAAAAAAGCUGUUUGAUACUGCAUUGCAUUAUUACUUUAUAAAGAACUGUGUUAAUACUCACAAUAACAAUUAAGGUAGCGAUGUUUACCAAUUAACAUAAAAUACAAAUUCUUA
Triplophysa dalaica is the source of this 1449-nucleotide messenger RNA. RefSeq names its product cyclin dependent kinase 2 (gene cdk2). The transcript has a single exon. Gene Ontology annotation, molecular function: cyclin binding; cyclin-dependent protein serine/threonine kinase activity; ATP binding. Lineage: Eukaryota; Metazoa; Chordata; Actinopteri; Cypriniformes; Nemacheilidae. Gene Ontology annotation, biological process: regulation of G2/M transition of mitotic cell cycle; G1/S transition of mitotic cell cycle; protein phosphorylation. Gene Ontology annotation, cellular component: cytoplasm; nucleus; cyclin-dependent protein kinase holoenzyme complex. The record is from RefSeq and is a predicted model, not a curated record. Bases 177 to 1070 code for a protein of 297 amino acids.